UCGCAGAAUUGUACAAGUCGAAGUCAGAACUAAUCUUAACACGCGAACUUAAAUAAAAAUUGACUCGAUUAAUAUAUUUAAAUCAGACUAAUUAUAUUAAUGAUAUAAUUGAUAAUUAAGAUCUUGAUAAACCGCAAUAGCUAACCUAGCAAAUUAAUACCCACAAUUUUAGUAAAUAAAUCCUCAUCAUAUGACGCAAACUAUUUUCUUGAGGGUGCUUCCGUGAAACUUCACGGCCCUGGUCACGAACCAGCAGUCGAAGGUCGAGUAGUAUAGUGGUAGAUGGUAACGACGUGAAACGUGACGCAUAUAGUAACAGUGUACGUCGAGGGGGAUGUACUGGUAUGUGGAGUGUAGAGAAUCGACGUCGGGAACCAGCACAGGGUGGCUGACUUCGUCGAAGCGACGCGACGUCAGGGUGGAUUCACGGGGUGGUUGGUAGUCGCGUGCUCUCAUCGUCAGGUGAACAACUUUUGUAUGGAUAUAAUCGGUUUACCAAAUACUUUUCUGAGUUACUGUUACCCGUAUCGGGAUCCAGCCACGUCUCCGUGGCACGCAGAACUUCUGCAUCGUCCAUAACUGCUCACGUAUGUAGCACGUGUUCCCUUACACGCGAUGCUCGUGAUUUGUUCGUCCUUUUAUUAAGAGGAAGACACCGGGACCGAGAUGGCGCAGGAUAUCCCGGAGGCGACGUACGUACCGGAAGUGGAGGAGGAUGCGAGAAAGGAACGAGAACGGCGAGCUGUUGAAGAGGGAACGGCCUCAUGGAGACGACGAAAGGAGGAGUUGCAACGUCAAAAGCACCGUGAACAGCGAGAACUCCAGCAAAUCUUGGAGAAUUAUUCGCCUUGGGGUAAACCAGGUGGCGGUGCUCCUUGUGCUGCAACCCUUAGAAAGAAAAACGUUCCUCUAGAACCUCCAGAAUUAUCAAAGUGUCAUAAUUUCAGCCAGGGCUGUACGAGCAAUUCAACCAUCGAAAGGCUACACAGAAGGAGUAUUAAUCCUUUGCCCGUCACGAAUAUGAACAAGUUCUUUGAUGAUAAAGCAGAACCAGGUAUUGCUACGGAUAUGCAGCUGAUACAGGAUUCAAAAAAUCCCUACAACGAGGAAGUUCAGGUGUACGAAUUGACCGGGGGUGUGGAAUUGGUCCCUCUUUUAACUAGCAGACGAUAUUGCUCGCAAUCGCAAUCGCAAAACAAUCGUCACGUUGCUACCGAUGCCACUCGUCCUGGAUAUACGAUGGACCCAUUGCGAUCGUUGGAGGUUGAGAAUCGCGAAUACAUCGCUGAACUCGCCGAGCAAGUGCAACGAAAACGAGAGAAGGCAUUGGAGGAACAAAAGAUUGAGUUGGAAAGCUGUCGAAGACAUUUCGAUACCUGGAGAAAGUUGUGGGGUCGGCCGGGUCACGGUGCACCCAUAGAUCACGCCCAUCGUAACAAUCUCUACAACAUUCUCUACCAUUCAGCUAUCUAUUGAAUUUCUACUUGCUGCACUGUGCAAAAUCAGAACUGCAUCUUCCACUUACUUUUCGUGCAAUGGAGGAACUUGUACGAAAUCUCUUUAUGUUACGGGAAGAAUUGCUACAGGACGAACAACUAUAAAAGAUAAUAGGUUCGCGAUUCUACAAUACAAUACGACGAUAGAACGACGGAGUUGCAGGUUUCUUAGGAGAAUAGAUCUAGAAAGAAUGGAAUUUAGUAAGUCUUCGAGUUGAUAGAGAAAUGAUGGGUUGUUAUGAAAUAGUUUGAAGCUGUUUGCAGUGAAACAAGAAGAGAAUGAAUCGAAAGUUGUGGAUCAGAAGCGUUCAGCGUGACACGAUGUAACUUAAUAGGUGGAAGUAUGGAAAUGAUGAUAAUGUGUAUGAUAAUACGCGAAGCAGUGUAUACUGCGAAAUUAAUUAGAGAUUUUGUAGAAUGGAGAAUGGACCGCGGUGAAUGUAGAAUUAGUUAACAAGAUUUUAAUUGUGCUUUCGAGUUUCACACAGAUUCACGUCUUUAUUAUUUAACGCCGUAUCUCGUUAUUUUGAAAAAAAAAAAACACCAGAAAUAGCGUGUUUUAAUAUUUUACAUGCGUAUUAGGCACACGUCGCCAUAAAUGUAUAUCGAACUAGGUCGAAUUAGUCGUGUUUGCACGCGUGCGGGAGACGCUCUAUUUUGAGUUGUUUUUUAAAUAUUUCGUCUGUCCAUAGAAAUAUGGAAGAGAAAUCAGUACGAAUGGUUUUCGCAAGGUAAUACAUGUCGAAUCGAGUGAGAAGAGAUGUCGGGUGAGCUAUUAAAUUUUAUGAAAGUUCUCCAAGAGACGUUUGAUAAGAUAGAAACGUGCUACGAUUGACCACAUUUCAAAGGAGCAAUCUCGAGAGAACGUGACUACCCUUCAAGCCGAUGAUUUUUAAAUUUCAUGAAAGCCAAAGAAUUUGGAUCUAUUCGUAUGCGUGUGUUUUGUGCGUGUAAACGCGUUGACUGAUCCAGGGAUUCCAACUUCGAAGAUAGUCAAAAGAAAUGAAUCGCUGCUGUCGAUACAGCUGUCCUCGAAAACCUUUAUUGGUUGCUUCGGUUCACGAGCAUCAAAGGACGAAAGCUAACGGGUGAGAGGAGAGAGGAAAGAGAAACAGCCGGGCUUAUAAAACAGUUUGCAAUAUCACAUGCCAUGCUAAAUGGUUGUGCGUUUGAACACGGCGUUCAAAGAUCUCCAGUGUUCUAUAAUAUUUCAGGAAAAUACUCGAUAGAGGUUCAACCUGAAAUGCUCUCGUUACUUGUGUUGCAUUGAAAUUAAACGAAAUUGCAUUUAAACGAUCUGGGAUACAUAAAUACAGAUAUGAUUAAAAAACAAAUUUUCGCUUUAUUUUACAAACAAGAUAUAAAGUGGGAGAAGUAAUAUCGUAUAAAGUGUACCUUUCACAUCCUGCAAGUUCUAUGUCUGUUUCCUCGUUCCUGUAAAGAUGAUUUCUUCCUAUUUGAAUAUUUAUUGGUAAAAUAUUACACAUUACUCGAACGAAAAUAAUUUAGUACAAAAUAUAUGAAAAUUAUUUUUUCGUUAGAAACACUGAUUGUUAUUAAUAAAAGCACAUGUAAAGUAUAAUGAACCUAACUAACAAUAAGAGAGUUAUUCAAUCCUCGAGCAAACGUCUGCAGGUUUCUCUAUUGAACAUCGGCUCAGUAAUACGUUAAUUAAAUUAACGAUUAAUGAUCAAUUAGUGGCCAAUCUGAGAAGAAAGACAGAAUCCGCUCGAUUCUACUGGGCGCCUCGAAUUUAAUUUGGAUGUUGUUCCGACAGCACGGUGCAGUUUCUAUUCCUAAACGUGUACCUUUGUUCCGCCGCCGGGCAUAGAGAACGCUAGUUUCAUCCUUUCCAGGGUACGUUUUCCUCCCCCUAGGAAGCCACGGAAUCCAGCGCUGUCGCGCAUCUCUCUGGUUACGAUCUCUCCGUCCGAGCCGCAGCCACCGCCGGCCGAAAGCUACGCUUUCCCCAUUGUCUGACUAUUGUAUUCCGUUACCACUGUGUGUCCGUUCGUUUGUAUAAGAGUGAUUCAUUUUCCGCGAAAUAUCAGUUCCUGCGCCGCAUGAAUUGCAACUCGCACGGCCGCGUAAAACCGCCGCGCAUUGCAAACCCUUCCUCCCUUCAACACAUCCACCCCUGUAUUCCACCCUUUUCCUCUCGUUGUCCUCCUCUUCUAUAUCGUUUAUUCAUUUCUAUCUCUUUUCGUAGAGAACGCGCAUUGUCGCGAAAUUGGGUCGGUCGCUUGCCUGAAAUGAGAUACGCGACCAGUGUCGGUGUCGGUGAAAAUUGGUCAUUGCUAUCUCGUUUUCUCCUACAUUUCCCCCUCCCCCUUUUUUGUACCCUCUUUCUUUCGCGUCCCUGUUUGACGCGUAUUUAGGGAGCGACGCAGAAUGGAAAAACAUCGCCCUUCCUUCCGGUUAGUUGUUCGUGGAAGACUCUUUAAUUUCCGGCUGAACAUUCGAGGAGAGCCGAAUCGCAACCACAGAUCGCGUAUCCCAAGUGUACUUGGCAUUGUACCCUUAAACAGGGAUUGCAAAGCUACCGUAUGAAUUUAUUUUUAAAAAUUAACAAAGGUUCUACAGCCCUGAAAUAAAAAUUCCAAUGUAUAUUUAUUUACCAGCGUUUAAAUAAGUUUUAUGUACAUUUAUAUAUGUAAGUUUAAUAACAUGAAUUGGAAAUUAUAUUUAAAAGGUUAUUUUUACGAUAAUCACACAGGUAAUAGUGUCGAAUGGCGGAUAUAAUUUGCUAGCUCUUCUUCCACUCGUCCCAGAAACGUCAUCAUUUUUCCUAUGUCCUCUUCUUUCUGGGCCAUACACCAUCUCUUUCCAUAUCAGUUGGAUUGUGAACACGACAUCGAUAACAAGUUUGACAGUUUCGUGUAUGGAUAGGAAUACAUGCUCGUAUAUUCCGUUCGCACGUGAUGCUCUGCGCGCAUAGAAAAUGCACGUGUAUUGCAAUAGUAUAUCGAUAGUUUGGUGUGCGUGGAAUAUAGUUUUCGCGUGUAUGCCUUUUCUUUUACGUGCGAAAAUCUGGAUUAAAGGGAUACUUUUUGGAAUCUGAUGCAACAUCGUGUUAUGGUCUACGAACGGUGAGCCAUAAUUCUUGUUUCUGAUUCUUUUUUUCUCGGUGUCUCGUAAAUAAUUAUUCGCGUAUCGUUCGAGUUCGAAUAAAAAUUAAUAGCAGCGCACGGGAAAUUUAUUAACAGCCAGUAAUAGAACCGAAUUUUCGUACGGCGUUGCCAACAAACUCGAAUAAUUUUGUCUCAUACAGAGAUACGUGACCGUGCAAGCGACGGAAAAAUUUCAGUCGCACCGACCACGAGUCCGAUGAUUAACAGCUCGGCCCUUAACGAGCACUUCGGUUCUACUUAAUUAGAGAUCGGGUAAUUUAUACGGCAGACGCGUUUCACGUUCACCGGUGACGUUCCUUUCUUCCUUUGUGGCAACACUUCCUCCCCUAUCUCACUUUUAUUUCUCACCGUUAAUUGUCCCGCGGCCUUAAAGAAGUGUAAUAAAUUUCCGUCUCGCGAACCUUUCCAUACGGGCGAGGCGGCGCAGCGAUUAAUUAUUUUUCGCUGUUUUAUAUACAGAACUCGGUUUCUUUGUUCACGUGGCAGAAUCGAUCUGCUUGAUCAAUACGAACAAAGAAAGCGCAGGUAGGUUUUUCCUAGCCAUCGUAAAGGCGAGGAAUAUAAAAUAUUUCUUUUAUAUUAGAACUUUUAAUUUGAUUAGAUGCGUCCCUUUUUAUCGAGAUUCAACUAGUAAUUUCUGUAAGAGCCACCGUAACAAAUUUAUUCGAUGAAAAGCCACUCUCAGGAGCCCGUAGCGCUGCACGCUGUGAAAUUUAUUAGUUUUAGAACCGAUAGGAGAUUCUCUAUUGUAUCGUCGAUAAGCUUUUUGACAGAAUUGGUUACUCUCGAGAAUAUUGCCACUAUAAACAAGAAACGCGAUCAAUUUUUAAUAGCCAUGGAUUUUUAUUACGUCAGGGGGGAAUUAUUGGCCGUUAAAUGAAGUUAAACGAGUUUCUUAUUGUUUCUCUCUGACCGAGCAAACAACUUAAAACGAAGUUUUUUUUUUCUGUAAAUACGUGAGAACUAUCUUAAAGGCCGGCGGAAUUUCAAGUGGCUUGAACGCGAACUGAAAAUAAGUGGGUCGAAUCGCAAUUCCACUCGGCUAGUAGGUUUUUUCCACGGGCUGGCAGACGGAUCGAUCUUCGUCUUGCUGAGAUCUGCGUCGAAAUCGGUUUUCCUAACCGGGAGUUACCGCGAACGCCGAUAAUUGAUUUUACAAGUUUCAGUUGGCAAAGCCUUUUCUGUCUGUUUGUAAAUCGUCGGCUCCGGAGUGCAAGCAAUAGAUCGCGAAAUCACGAAACUUUCGCCUGGCGCACGAAGCUCAUAUCGACCGAACGUUUCUCCAACCGUAUAGAUAGGAACGUACGUAAUAUUUGUUUUGCCGCGAUUCGAGAGUUGCUUAGAACUCGCUGCUAUGAUUGAUCGCUAUUGUUUGAAAACCGUAAUUCAGAUUAAAUACGAGUCGAUCCAAGUAUGAAGAACUGUUAGAAUAAUCGAGGCAUUCAGAAACCACGCUGAUCAGCUCCACGAAAUUCAAACGUAGAAGAUGACAGUUUGUUAAAUAACUUUUGUCGCGUUUCGAUUGGUUCCUGAGAUGUAAUACAAAUGAUUAUUUUAUUUCUUCUAUCGAAGAGUCUUUUGAUUGAUAGAAAUGUCAAAGUUUCUAAUGCAGCCGAAGGAUCACAUUAUUAUAGGACAGGAUAUUUAUUUCGUGUACUUCACGUGAUUGUUAACUGUUCAAAUCUCUUCGUGUCAACGUGGAGUUCGGUCAUAAAAUCUCCAAAAUUGGCUAUUAGAAUUUGGUGCGCUUUAUUGGGAUGUGAUUUACGAUAAUCAACGAUAAUCAAGAAUAACGUGGACUAAAAUGGUAUAUAUUACUUUACGAUAGUAAAUUCUAAUUUCGCGGCCAUUUCGCUCGCGUGAGAAAUGCGACAGAGAAAACAUAAAUUAUCGGUGACGAUCGUUGGCAAGGAGUUGUACACGUGCUCGUCUUACGCGGCUAGAAAACUUCUCGUUCACGUCACGGAACGUACCCGGUGAAUUUAAAUUUCGACACGGCCCUGAUUCUGAUUCUCAUCUCUGCUCGUUGGCUUCACGUUCGUCCAUUUGUCUUCGUAUCCACGUUUGUGCCUCUACCACCAUUUUUAUCGAGUUUGCUGGUGCAACCGGAAUUCAAGUAGAUACGAACUCGCGGCUCGAGAUCGCGCGGAAUAUCGUUCAAUUGAAUUUUCGUUAGAAUAGAACUGCGUGUUGCACGAUCGAUGUCGUUCAUCGUUUGCGGCGAGCGCCGUUAACUUUUCCUGAUUCAACUAAUUUUCAAGGAAAUCAGGGAUUACUUUCCGAUGAUAUUCUAUUAUUCUUCUUCGUAUCUCUCUAUUUCCGAGUAAGUUUGUUAUCACCUUCUCUUCAAUCUACGAAGCUCCAUUUUACUGAUCUAAUUGUUUUCAGUGCUCUACAUAAAGAUUUUCAAAUUUACUGCAUCCUUUCUCUUCUGUCUAAUAACAUCCUACACGACGUUUGAGUUAAAUCAAUUCGAUUUGACUUAAUUAAAUGUAAGUAAAAUGAAUUAAGGGAUAUGGUUCGACGAGAAGGAAAGUUCACUGAUUUGCCCAUCUUCAGUUCCGUAUCGAGCCGUGGAAAACAUAGAGUGGCUUGGUCAAGUGCAUCAAGAUUUAUUCAAUGAUUUUCACAAUACAAGAUCGUCUCUCUUUACAGAGACAGCAUCUUCGUUCGAUCUUUUAUCAAUAAAUCUUCUUAGUGUCAGGAAAUAUGCAGAAAAUACUUCAGUCGUGUGUUUCAUCCCCAAUAUUCGCCUAUCUGUUCGUUAUUUAUUGUACGUAGAAUUCGAAUUCGAUGAAAUCCUGCGAUAUCGGGAAUUUCAGAAAAAAUAUAAUGAACGAAACAACGAAUCGCUGAUAAACGGGGUGGGAAAGCAAAGCGACUCAAAGAGUGAGAUAGCUGCAUGGAUCGUAACAAUUUGCAAGCUAUCAAACCGUUGAAUCGAUACGAUCCGAUACCUGUAUGACAGCUGCUAUUGAGAGCGUUGAUGACUAGAAGCUUAGUAAAGCGCGCUUUUGUCGCUGAAUGGGUAUUUUAUCAUGGAAAAUCGUGAUUAAGCGUCGGGAUUGUAAUAUCGAUCGAUCGACCCUUUCGGUUCGGCGUUCGUUUCCUCAAAUUUGAUAUUUCCCUAGCCAGAGGGAAUAAUAGUUAUACAGAUAUAAAAAUGAAAAAAGUCACGAAACUUCGGAUGCGGUCGAGCUUUUUCUGGCAACGGCCAGCAAGUUGGAUAGCCGAGAGCGCAAUGACGAAAGAAGGAAUGGUGUAACAGGAAUUUCAUCAGGCAAAACGUUACAAACAUCAGCCUGUGUUAUUCAGCCACCGCCAUGGAAAACACUCGCACGAUUUUGCUAAAGUUACAUUAACCUCGAUGCAUUCGAGCCGCGAGUUAUUCACGGCAUUUCGAGUAACGCGGUACAUUCUCCAAUUAAUUUAUCUCGCUGGAAUACGAAUUUCCCUGUUACAUCCGGCAGGUUGAGGCUGAUGAACAAACAUCCGUUAAAAAGAAACAAUAUACGUGUUUCGGAAUGUUGCAGUUCGUGUUUACCUCUUGACAUAAUGCAAUGGCGAUCAAUUCAGAUUAACUGACUUAAAAAAUAAUUACUUCUUUAUUUUGAAAAUUUUAUAUAUAUCUACAUCAGAUGUUAGGUCGUUCGGAAAGUUUGUAUUAUUCUUUAUGCUUGAUAGAUUUUAUUGUGUGUUCGGCGAGGUUGGGAGGAAAUUGUUUAUUGCGUCGUUCUGAUAAAUAAUAAAACGUUGAAUUCUUAAUCAGGCAUUAAGUACAAUAUUUACAUCUUAAACAAUCGAUGCUUUUAGCUUUUCAUAGGAAAUGAAUUGUAAUGUUUAAUAGAAUUUAACAUAAUAAAAGACAGUAAAAUAGA
Messenger RNA from Bombus terrestris (buff-tailed bumblebee), 8505 nucleotides. RefSeq lists its product as uncharacterized. The transcript has 8 exons. Lineage: Eukaryota; Metazoa; Arthropoda; Insecta; Hymenoptera; Apidae. Bases 667 to 1476 code for a protein of 269 amino acids. The record is from RefSeq and is a predicted model, not a curated record.